GGCCGGGGAUCGUCCGUCGGCGCUUUUGCAGGAUCGGGCAGCGCGGGGCAGCUCCCGGCCGUCUGUUCCUUCAGCCGGCUCCCCGGCGGGGCUUCCCGCUCGGUGCGGGGCCGCCAGGAGCUGCGCGCUGCAGCGGCCGGCCUCUCCCUACCGCUGCCCUGCCGCUCCGCCCCGCUGCCGCCCAGGCUCCCCGAGCGGGCGGCUGCGGCCCGAGUACCCCCUGCUUCCUCUGGCAGCCCCGCCGGGUGCCGGGACAGCUUUAAGUGUUUCUUCGCUCCAGCGCUUUUCGCUGCCUCUUCCCGGCGGGCAGCGCCCCGCAGACCCCGCUCCCGCCCCGCUGCUGUUCGUGCCCGGCUCUUCCCCACAUCCCAGCCGCUCGGCAGCCCCCGCCGGCCCGCAGCCGACCCCUGCCGCAUACGGGAUCGCCGUGCAUCACCCCAGUCGAGGAACACAACCGCUCCGGGUGCAUCUGUUCUCCUCUCCCAAACCACACCGGAUCCCCUGUGAAUGCUUGCAGUGGUGACUCAGGGAUCUAGUUCUCUUUUGUGUCCUUCCUGGCUCCGUACCCAUACAGAGCCUGAUACUGCAGAAUUUGCUGCUGCUGUUUUCUAUUUUGCUGCUAGCCUGUUCCCCUCUGGAAGGGGAAACAUGACCAGACUCAGUUGGACACAAUGUCACAGCUGAGGUUGAAAGUCCACCAUAACCAAUGCUGGAAAAGUAAAUAUUAAGAUCAGUUGCUCCUACAGUGCGGCAUAUUGUAAUUUCUUAACAGAAGAAAUCGGCACUGAUUAGGAAAUGGCCAAAGUUGAAAGGUUUGCUUUUCACGUUCCAAGUCUGGAGGAGCUUGCUGGGGUUUUGCAGAAAGGGCUUAAAGAAAACUUUGCUGAUGCUCAAGUCUCUGUUGUAGACUGUCCUGAUCUGACUCAGGAACCCUUCAACUUUCCUGCUAAAGGAAUUUGCGGAAAACCUAGAAUAGCAGAUGUGGGAGGUGUUCCUUACCUCAUACCUACUGUACAGAAAGAAAAAGUUUAUGAUCUAAAUAAAGUUGCAAAAGAUAUAGAGCUUCCUGGAGCUUUCAUUCUUGGAGCUGGAGCUGCUUCAUCUAAGAUUCUUGGAGUAAAUGCUGAGCUUAUCCCUAUUGUUCAAACUAAGAGUGAAAAAAAGCCUGCUGUAAAUGGGAGCUACAUUGCUCAGAUAAAUCCUGCAGAUAAAGGGUGCCUUCUUGAGAAGUACAGCAGUAAAUACACUGACUGUGAGUUUGGGCUGUUGGCCAACCUUUACGCCAGUGAGGGCCAACCUGGUAAGGUCAUUGAAGUGAAAGCCAAUGGAAGAACUGGGGAACUCAACUUUGUGUCUUGUCUGAGACAAAUUUUAGAGAAGCGCUAUGGAGAAAAGCCGGUUGGGAUGGGUGGUACAUUUAUCAUUCAGAAGGGGAAAGCAAAGAUUCACAUUAUGCCUCCAGAAUUUUCUGCCUGUCCUCUGAACACUGACGAGGAUGUGAAUAACUGGCUCAAAUUCUUUGAAAUGAAAGCUCCACUGAUUUGUCAGCCAGUAAUAGUUUCCAGAGAUCCAGGCUUUGACUUGCGUGUGGAGCACACCCACUGUUUCAGCCCCCACGGGGAAGGAGGGCACUACCACCAGGACACCAGCCCCGACAGCGUGCAGUACCUGGGCUACCUGCUGCCCGCCGAGCUGCUCUUCCGCAUUGACAGGCCCCCGGAGACACACCUGGUCGGCAGAGACUGAAACCCAGAGGCUGUGUGGAAGGCUUUUUAAUCUUUCUAAAAUACACAUGCUGAUUUUUAUAACGCUUUGAAUUAUGUGCAUUUAUCAGAGUCAAGAAUAAACGUGAGAGCAGGCGA
Falco peregrinus (peregrine falcon) is the source of this 1862-nucleotide messenger RNA. It is a transcript of the gene BKGD, whose product is annotated as chromosome 4 C11orf54 homolog. Bases 796 to 1746 code for a protein of 316 amino acids. The transcript has 11 exons. NCBI's taxonomy places the organism in Eukaryota, Metazoa, Chordata, Aves, Falconiformes, Falconidae. The record is from RefSeq and is a predicted model, not a curated record. Gene Ontology annotation, molecular function: hydrolase activity, acting on ester bonds; zinc ion binding. Gene Ontology annotation, cellular component: nucleus.